CCGGGGAAGGGCGUCCUCUCUGCGGUCAGAGUCCUCCGGAGGGGCGGGUCCUCCGGCAGCAGAAAAGCAAAGCCCACCUUCUUUCAUUGUUAAGGACGCGGAGGAAUGUGAUGGUUUGAUCCGAAGCGAAGCAGGGACGGCCAGAACGAGUGAAGGCAGCGGGACUGGAGCAGAACCACCAGCACCGCCGCUGGUUCUGGAUAUGCGGACGCGCUGGUCCCGGUUCCUGUCGGCUGCGCUCGGUUCUGCCGCCCGUGUGAACUUUGUGGAUUAAUCCGAGGUUCUUUUCUGGCCCGGCGGGGGAGCCGUCCAGGAUGGAGAGUCUGUGGAGAGCAGUGUAACGUCCUGAAGAUAAAACGUUGAAAUGACAGAUCUCUCUGCUAAACACCAUUUAGGGGCAGUUUUGGAGACCUAAAUAUACAGUUAGACGACCGCAACAAGACAGGCUGACAAGAGGACCAGAAGAGCACUUUUAGGUCUUGCUAUCGCUGCCACACAGAUGUGGAAAUCCCAAAACUCUGCCGUCAAGUAAGCUGAACAUCGAAAACAAAAGCCAACGAAUCCACUGGAAGGUUUGCAGCCAUGUCGGAUCACAAAGACAUGACGCACCGCCACUUACGGCACAAGCUGCAGAGUCUGAGCAGAAGGCUGGACGAGCUGGAAGAAGCGACUAACAAGCUGCAGAAGUCUGAGGAUGAGCUGCUCGACCUGCAGGACAAGAUUAUCCAGGCAGAGGGCAGCAACUCGUCUCUGCUGGCCGAUGUGGAGGCCCUAAGAAAACGUCUCCUGAAGAUCCAGGGCAAGGAUGAGGAGGUACGCAAAGCCGAGGACCUCUGUCGCGUGGUUCGAGAGAAGCUGGAGGAAGAGGAAUACCUGACGAAGGAGCUUAAGGGAGAGAUCGAGCGUCUGCAGCGGAGGCUGGCUGAGCUGGAGAAACUGGAAGAAGCCUUUGCCAAAAGCAAGUCUGACUGCAGCCAGCUCUGCCUCGGCCUCAACGAGGAGAAGAACCUCACCAAGAAGCUCUCCUCGGAGCUGGACACGCUCAGAGCGCGCUUGAAGGAAGUGGAAGGUUCUGAGACGAAGCUGGACAAAGCGGAGCAGGCUCUGGCCAAGGAGCUGGAGAAGCUCAAGGCCUUCACUCAGGCGUUUGUCGGCGAGCGCAAGAAGCUGCUGGAGAAGCAAAGGGAGGACGAGAAGCUCAUCCAGAAGCUCACCGAGGAGAAAAAGAGCCGCUUCGGCGUGACGACGGGCCCGGGCCGUGCCGACUUCAUGAGUUCAAGGAUCGAGGACGAACUGUCCUCCACCGCGCUCUUCACCAGCAAGCUGGCUGGCAAGAAGAACCUGGACUACCUGAAGCUAGCCGACGAGAAGCUGGACGGUCUCAGCAAGCCUGAGAUGAAGAAGGGCGGCGGCCUGGACGGCCCGCAGGAAGAAGACAACAAAGUAAAGGAGCUCACGCAGGAGGUGGAGAAGUUAAAGGACCGCCUGAAGCAGCUGGAGGUGGUGGAGGAGGACCUGAAGAGCUCGCAGUUCAAGAACGGCGAGCUCCACGAGAAGUUCCAGGUGGAGCAGAAGCGAGCGCGUCAGCUGAGCGAGCAGGUGGAGCAGCUCCGGACGCAGCUGUGCGGCAAAGCUGCCGCCGGGGGGAAAGCCGUCGGCAAGGCGGAGAAACACGGCGCCGGAAACCCGGCCAAGGUCCUGGAGAACGGCAAAGCCGAGAGCGAGGAGCUGCUGUCCAAGAGCGCCAUCAGGCCGGAGAAGCCUAAAUUUAAAAGUUCUGCCGCUCUCCCCGAGCCCGGCUCUCCGAAGCUGAGGAGAGACACCAGACUGAGGAACAAAGAGUUCAGUCAGGUGGAGGAGAGUUUUCCGAGGAGAGCGCUGAGUCCUCUGAGGAGCAGACGGACCCCCAAGGCCUCGCCGGCUACAUCCGAUAAUGGAGUCACGGCACGAUUCCCUGAAGACAGGGCUAAGCCGUACGGCUCCGCCAACUCAGCCUCUGAAGUGAAGAAAGUGUCCGUCCUGAGCCGCUACCCUCCAGCCGCUAACGAGCAGAAGUCCCUGAGGACGCCGUUCAAACAGGCCGACGCCGACAUGAAGCCCAGAGAGAGGUUUUCCAAACCCUGCGUGGGCAGCGACAGCGAAUCCAACAACUCUGACGCCGUGCCCGACAGCGCCGCCGAGAAGGAGGCGGCGUCUCCCUCCGGCCAGGAACCGCUGCAGGAGUCCGUCUCUUCGUCUGCGGCGCCCGCCCUGUCCAAGGCCAACGGGCCUUACGCGGCCUACAGGUCUCACGUCGCGCCGCCGCUGCCCAACGACCACGGCUCAGACGGCCACUCGUCCGCCUCUGAGACCGAGUCCACCGGCUCCAGGCCCUCAGAGGUGGAUCCCGCAACCGAGACGGCGGCGAUAUCUGCGAGCAUCAGGGCGGCGCCCUCCAGGUACGCCAGACACCCUCGUGUCCACGACUCGCCGUCAGAAGGGUCCUCCUCCAGGAGCUCCUUUGACGAGGAGCUCCACGCCAGGGCGCCCGACGGAGGCCCCCACGCUGCCGCUCCGUCAUCCGUGGAGAUCCAGAGGGUGUGCAGCCCUCGAGAGGCCCUGCGGUCGAAGGCCGUCAUCAAGCCCGCCAUCAUCGAGAUCGACAGGAAGGAGGUCAUGAUCUCGGAGCCCUUGUCGACAAACGGGAAGCCCAAGAUCUCCACCAAGCCGGUGGUGACCACCAGCAGCAGCAGCAAGAUGACCAGCAGCAUAACCAUCUACCCCAGCGAGCCGAGCUCCUCGCGGACGAGCAGCCGCAGCAGCAGCUUAUCCAGCGAGGCGCCACCUGCCAAGGAGCGCCACACGUCCACGAGCAACUUCCUCAUAGGACCCAGCAGUGACCACCGCGGCAGCAUCUCCGUCCCCUAUGAGAUCUCCAUACCCAAGAGCGACAUCGCACUGCGACCGUGCCAGGACCCGGACUGUGGCGACAACGACGGCAGCGAGGCGCCACCCAGGUCCAGACUCCACAACGCCACCAGCAGCCACGCAGGCCCCCAGCGCGGCGGCGGCAGGCGCCGGUCCUCGGACAACGCCUUCGUAGACUUCAACGACACGGAGUCGGGCUUCGAGAGCGGCAGCAGCAGCACGACCACGGUGCCCAGCUGGAGAAGCCAAAGUCAGGCGGAGCACGCCCAGGACGACACUUUGCCAGACAUGAAGAAAGUGACGGUGAGGAGCACGUGGAGGAACAGAGGCGCCGUGUCGGUGGACGAGGCGAGUCGCAGACGCGUGGGCAGCAAGGCGUUGACAGACGGCGGGUCUGAAGACGAAGCUGAGGCCGCAACAACAUGGAGGGCGUACCGCGCAACCACCUUCGACACGGAGGAAACCGUGACCAGCGCCGCCGCCGUAACGGUCCAGACAGGAAGUAAACCAGCAGAGAUGAGCAUGCGGCGGUACAACAGCUCCACCAGCACCAAGGAAGCAGAGGAACCGCUGCCUCGCCGGGACAGGCGCUCGGAGUCUCCCACGACGGAAGCCGGACUUUUGGGAAGGAUCGUGCCCCACGCACCGGUCACCUCCCAGUCCUGGAGCCGAUCGUACUCACAGCAACCACUGGCUAAAGAGAACCCGGACCACGCCGCGGGCCCCUGCCUCAGCCCGGCCUCCUGGAGACGCCACCCGCCCCCCAGCGACCACCAGCACCCGCCCAGCUCCUACGAGCGCCUGACCAGGACGGCCGGGGCCUCGUCCAGAGGGGGGGAGCCGUGGUCCAGCCGGGGCCCCGGAGCGGGGACCAGAGCCGAGGGGCGGAGCGCGGCGGGAAUCAGGCCGUGGAGCCAGUACCAGUCAGAACAUCACUAGUCUGGACCAGGAGGCAGCUGCCUGGUCCGCUCUGAGCCGCCGUCUUCACCAUGCAGAGAACGCGCCUGCUGCAGCAAUCUCCCCUGGAUCAGCCUGUGCUUCUGCUUCAUGGCGGAUGUUAUGUUACCCCCCCCCCCCCCCCCCCUCAACCUUCUCCAUAAUUGUUACGGCGUCCCGUCUCCGUAGAACCGACACAUCUUUACACGCGACCAAACCAGGAAGCCGAUCUACUCCCAGACUCCUCGUCCUCCAAGCGUCCUCCAGGUGGAACAACCUGGAGCACGUCGAGGUUUUUUUCUCUGUUGUCGUUUUUUUUUGCCAUGUCAGCACCUUCUGCAGCGCCGACCCGUUUGCAUGUAACAGAAAAAAGCACUUGAAGGUUGUGACUCAGCAUGCACUCUGCUCAGAGGAAAAACAGCCGCUGCUUUAAAGGCGGCCAAACUGGGAUCAUAUUUGUUUCUCUUUUAUUUACUGUUAUAUUUAGAUUUCAUGCAACAAGCUUCCUUCUCUGCGUCGUCCCCGUUUUCUCUUCUCCGUCGUGUCGGAUGGGAUAAAAAAAAUAAAAUAAAAAGCUAAAUUUCUUUAGACGUUCGGGUUAAACUGGACCUCGGGUUCUGGGUCAGCGGCAGACCCGCCGGGUCAGAACCACAGAUUGUGUUUCUGUGAGCACGGAGCUCCUGGACGUCUCUGCAGAAACUGGAUCUGCAGCUUCUACAUCCUGCCGUGUUUUGUCCGACCUUGGUCUGGUUCUGCCGGGUCCGGUUUACCCGUGCCGUGCAGAACCCCUCAGUAGCUUCUAGAGGGACCUGCUGGCUCCUGGGUGAGUCCGGGACACCAGAACCGGUUUGGGCCGCCUCUACUGUUACGCAUCAGAACCUCUCCGUAAAUCUGAUCUUGGAUGCGUGUUUUCGAACCUGCGUGGAUCAGAGGAAACCCACGGUAAGUCCAAACCGAUCCUUCAAGGUCCAGAACCUGCAGGAACCCGCGGUGGAAGACGCUCCGCUGAACCUUUUUUUUUUAGAUGCUUUCAAGCAGACGAGGAAUGCUGCAGAACCUUUUCGACCACAGCAGCGUCCGCUUGGACCAGAACCGGCUGUGGGACAACCGACCAAUCAGGGCCGGGCUCAUCCGGAGCUGCUUUCCUGCCGGAUUACGGUCCGUCGUGAAGAAUGCGUUCAGCCUGAGUCACGGUUCUACUGGGUCACGGUUCUGAGUCACGGUUCUACUGGGUCACGGUUCUACUGGGUCACGGUUCUACUGGGUCACGGUUCUACGUCUGCGAGGAACGAGGCGACGUCGGGAUCAGCCUCUAAAACCCCCCGUAGACUCAAAACUCCGUCUGGACCUUCAGGAAAGAAACUUUGUGGGUUUCCUGAAGUUCUGCUCCAGCCGAAGUCCAAUCGGACCGCGGAACCAGAACCAGAACAUUCGUAUAACCAGCUGUAAACGGGAGGAACGGCUGCAGAGCUCAGAGAUAAUCAGAAGCGUCUGUGUUUCCGUGUUUGUUUUUUAACGUUGUGCCAAAAUCAUUCCUCAGUAUUUACAGUUUACAUUUCCCCCCCCCCCCCCCCCCCA
Molecule: messenger RNA, 5421 nt
Organism: Fundulus heteroclitus (mummichog)
Lineage: Eukaryota; Metazoa; Chordata; Actinopteri; Cyprinodontiformes; Fundulidae
Gene: luzp1
Product: leucine zipper protein 1
Exons: 8
Coding region: 583-3846 (1087 amino acids)
Source: RefSeq, a predicted model, not a curated record